Messenger RNA from Salvelinus namaycush (lake trout), 3589 nucleotides. RefSeq names its product tRNA methyltransferase 2 homolog B (gene trmt2b). Gene Ontology annotation, biological process: RNA processing. The record is from RefSeq and is a predicted model, not a curated record. Lineage: Eukaryota; Metazoa; Chordata; Actinopteri; Salmoniformes; Salmonidae. Gene Ontology annotation, molecular function: tRNA (uracil(54)-C5)-methyltransferase activity, S-adenosyl methionine-dependent. The transcript is spliced from 3 exons. The coding region runs from base 602 to 2122 and encodes 506 amino acids.
ACAGGUAAUACUGCACGCAUAAAAAUAGAUAAUCAACGUACUUUUGGCCUGAUCGGUUGGAAACAAACGCUGUGCCUUUUCUAGAAACCUCUUAGCUUUGUCUGGUUGGUUAUUACUGAGCGCACUUAUAGAAAUCUUUAUACACCGUUCAGCUUCGUCCUUGUUUGAUUCCAUCGCGACAGCGGAACUAGUCUGUUUACUCGCCAGCUGGUCGCUCUAUGAUGGCGUCACCGGGAAGGUAAAAAAAAGUUGGAACUUAAAUAAUACGUCAUUGAAUUUCAAUCUCCGUGUACAUGUGUACAUUCAGGGUCAGUGACUAAUUCAUUUUAACAUAGUUGGCUUCAAAUUGCGAAUUGUGAUACAUUGCGAUAUACCCAUUCUUUAUGUGUUUGGUGGUCUAAGCUAUUUGUCAAAUUGUAAAUACAGAAAUACAUGUAUUGUAACAUAAGUGGCUAAACAAUAAAUUAAAAAAAAGCUAGCUUCGUUCAAGCUAACUGAUCAACGGAGGCGUCCAAGGAUCAAUAAUCCCAAUGUAUGUACAACAGCCGUUAAAACGUGUGUGUUCCUGUGUAUAGUUUAAUCAUAUAGUCCCCCAUUUGCCAUGCUUUUAAUACUAGCAGGUUUAAGGCCAGCAUUACUAAAACAUAAGAUAGUAAAUGUUCUGGUGAAGGCAUGUCUAUGCUCGGGAGCCAAGGAUGAUGAUGAUACCACCACCAACCCAGGGAAACCACCAAAAUUAUCAAAGAAGAAAUGGAGAAAGAAGUUCAGGAACAAGCCUGCAUCAAAUGAACACCUGCCCUGGGAGGAGAGACUGGCCGACUCUGUCACUCCUCUGUGGCGGCUGAGUUACUACGAUCAACUCCAGCUGAAACAGAAGCACCAGGAGAGGAUCCUACUACAGCUCUCAGAUCAGCUCUUAUGUGGAGAGUCGACCCAACAUAAGGCCUUGACACAAUGUCCUUCUCCGCCCAGGAGUACCAAACUCAGCUUCCCUCUGCUGCCUAUCUUACCGUCACCUGUCAGGGACGGCUACCGCAACAAGUCUACCUUCUCGGUCAACCGUGGCGUGGAUGGCAACCCUAAGACGGUGGGGUUCUACGUGGGAACGGGAAAGGUGGGAAACAUUGUGUGUGUGAACGGGGACCACCUCCUCAACAUGCCCGAGAGACAUAAGCUGGUGGCCAGGUGCUACCAGGACUUCCUCCGCCUUUCAGCCCUGGAGCCCUGUCUGCUGUUCCACGACGGAGGCCACUGGAGGGAGGUGACAGUGAGGACCAACGCAGCAGGCCACACCAUGGCCAUCGUCUAUUUCCACCCACAGAGGCUCACCCCGGAGGAGAUAGAGGUCCAUAAGUCCUCCCUGGUGGAGUACUUCACCCAGGGGCCUGGUGCCAUCUGCCAACUAGACUCCCUGUACUUCCAGGAGAGCUCCAUGACCCGUUGCAGCCACGAGGAAUCCCCCUACCAGCUGCUGCAUGGCCAGCCACACAUACACGAGGAGAUUUUGGGGUUCAAGUUCCGCAUCUCGGCAGACGCCUUCUUCCAGGUGAACCAAGGGGCGGCGGAUUCGCUGUACCGCACAGUGAGAGAGAUGGGCCUCCCGAAUGGAGCUCGAGAGGGAGGAGGAGGGGGCACACUCUUGGAUGUGUGCUGUGGAACGGGGGCCAUCGGUAUCACCAUGUCCCCCAGAGCGGACCGGGUCAUCGGGAUAGAACUUAUCCAGCAGGCCGUGGAAGACGCCAGGCACAACGCAGCCCUCAACCAGAUCCAGAAUUGUGAGUUCCUCCCUGGGAAAGCCGAGGUUGUCCUUCCUGGACUCAUGGAGGUCCUGGGCUCCACCACUGACUCUGGAGGCCCCCUCACGGCUGUGGUGAACCCAGCCCGCGCUGGCCUGCAUUAUCGUGUGAUCCGGGCUCUAAGGAAUAACUCAUCCAUCCGCAGGCUGCUCUAUAUUUCCUGCAAACCCGAAGGAGAGGCCAUGAGGAACUUCAGGGAGCUGUGUUGCAGUCCCGACCCACACAGGAAGCUGACAGGCGAGGCUUUCAGGCCGACUGUGGCUGUGCCUGUGGAUAUGUUCCCUCACACGCCACACUGCGAACUGCUGCUGGUCUUUGAAAGAUAGUUAAUUACUACCACUACAACUUCCAUAUCAAGUUUCUUACACAUAGUGAAUUUUUACACAUAGUGAAUGGUGUCCUCUGGAUUGUGUGAUGACUACAGAGAUAAAACAGUCAAAUCAGUGGAAACUCAAUUCCAAAAUCCUCUCAAAAAGGAAAGUGAUUAUUACAUUUUUUUAAAUGCUGAGAGCUUUUCAAUGUCAUGUAGAAUGUUGAAUGAAAGUUGUGUUAUUCAGAGACAGAUGCAAGUCUAAUGAGGGGGUUGUGUUCCUAUAUCCUGCAGCAGCAGUGAAGCAAAACAUUUCCUGCCUUUUGUGAAUGGAUCAAAAGUAGGAAAUGAGUGGAAAGCAGGGGAAGUGUGUUUGGGGUUGCUUGCUCACAAAAUGCAAGUAUAGAUUCUACACUAUCUUCCUGUAUUCUGUGUUUGAAUGAGGCAUAUGCACAUGCUGUAUUUCCUGUUACUUCAUGUUACAUGCCUGAACUGAGUAGGCAUAAAAUCUAUAUAUCUACACUAGGUGGUGCUGUUGAGUCCAAUGGUCCAACUAUUAACUUAUACUGUGUAGCCUUCAGGUAUGGUACACAUCUUCCAUUAUUGCUGACAUACAAGACAGAAGGUACCCAUAAACUUGAUCAACUAGGGUGGAAUCUACAGUAUUUGAUCAGUUCUCCCUUCUAAAAACCCAUAGUUAACAUAUAACAAACUUAGAACAAAAUAAAUCAUGGACAUAUUUGACAAGUUUGGGAUCAAUGCAGGAAGUAAGCAAUUUUCAGUCCUGCUUUAAACCAAAUACAACUCACAAAGUUUAGCAUACAUAAAGGCUUCAUAAGCACUACAUAAAUGCUUCACAAAUCAUAUAAGUGUAUCGCAUAUUCUAUCAAUGGUGUAUAAACACUGCGUUAUGUCACAUUUCGCAAUUCACUCUACAGUGGGAAUGACAAUGUCACCUUUUAUAUAUCAUUUAUGACAUAUGCAUAUAGAUAGCAGCUGUUAAUUGGUCAGUUCUGAGGACUCCUGGGAGGCGUAGGUCUAUGACCAAGUUGGAAUUAAAAUAAAAUCACAUGUAUUUAAGAUGCUUUAAAAGUUGAAUAUACAUUCACAACUUUACAAAUUGGUUUGAAGUACUAAAAGGACAAAACAAGACACUUGAGGCAAGAAGCAUUUCAAUAUAGCCUUUUCUCAUUUUUUAUGACUUACAAUCAGCACUGUCCAGGACAUAGCUUACUUAGAUGAAAAGGCCUACAAAAAUGUUGGCCUCGUUAGAUUUAUUUUCAAAGGCACAAGUAGGUAUGUCAGGCUUCAAGUAAGUAGGAGCACUAGCAAAACUGUGAAGAAGUGGAAUAAUAGAAGUAUGGAGAACAACAAUACUGUUCUUGCUGACAGAAGCACACUAAUCACCCUAUAUGUAGCCCAUUGUGAGGAAUGAUAAUUGUUCCACUGACAAGCUAUUGUGAAAGAAUAAAUACGUUUUUAC